Molecule: messenger RNA, 4331 nt
Organism: Seriola aureovittata
Lineage: Eukaryota; Metazoa; Chordata; Actinopteri; Carangiformes; Carangidae
Product: protein turtle-like
Exons: 6
Coding region: 770-1663 (297 amino acids)
Biological process (GO): cell surface receptor signaling pathway
Molecular function (GO): transmembrane signaling receptor activity
Source: RefSeq, a predicted model, not a curated record
UACAUUUACAACAUAGGGGUGGGGGGGGGGGUGUGGCAAUGAGGUACAGUAAAAAUGAGAUAAAGCAGUCUAAAAUGAUCCAAAAUCAUGUAAUUUGAAGAAUGUUUAUUUAUUUUACAUGCAGACACCUCAGCUUUAUAUAAAUCUGUUUUACUUUUCUCAUGUUCAGUUCAUGGCCUGGUUGUUUGUCUGCUCUAGAUCUGCUGUAACAAACUAUCCUGAGGCCAGUUGCUGCCCCGCUGACUAAAAGGUCACAGAUACACAAAGUGCGUGUUGCUUCUUGACCACACUCUAGUGGUUAAAGCGCAGAGAAGCUAUCAGAAGCGGGCAGGUACAAAAAAACACCUCCAUCUCACUUCCUUUGAACUGAACUGCUCUCGUCCACAGGAAGACGCAGCUCUUUUUCUACCAGUGUCUAACUGCAUUUAUAAAAUCACCAUUUUAGUAUAAUUAUCAAUCAAUUCAUUAAAUAAAUUCUGUCAGAAUAAUUUAACACAAAAGUAAACACCCAGAAUCUCACAAACAAAACGCAACACACAUCCAUCAGGGUGAGUUUGACUGUCAGUGAACUCGUGAUGCUCGUAUAGUCUUAUCUACGCUCUGGUUGCUUUUCAUCAAAGUUUCAUCUUUUCAAUUCCUCUGCUUUCAUUUCAUGCACCUCAACAAUAUGCAAUACCAACAGCUGCAGUCUCAGAGGAAGGAGGAGGGUGUUACUUGACAACCCUAUGAACCGAUCACAUCGCAGCGCUAACAUCACCGAGGUGACAGGAUGGAGGGAACAUCUCUGCUGUGGCUGCUCUCUCUGACCUCAUUGCUAUGCCACACAACAGAAGAAGCCUCUCUGACUGCGAGUCCCAGCAGCUCUCAGAUGUUUGAAGGAGACUCCGUCUCUCUGGGCUGUGAGGAGGACGACGGCUCAGCUGGAUGGAGGCCGACGAGGAAUACGACCAAGCAGCAGAAGACCAGAUGUGGAGAUGGGUGGGGAAUAUCAGAAGGUUCUUCCUGUAACAUCAGCUACAUCUUCACAUGGGAGAGUGGAACUUACUGGUGUGAGUCCGGAGAGGGAGAAACCAGUAACAGCAUCAACAUCACUGUCACUGGUGGAGCAGUGAUCCUGCAGAGUCCUGUCCUCCCUGUGAUGGAGGGACAUGAUGUCACUCUGCACUGUAAAACAAAGACCCCUCCCUCCAACCUCCCAGCUGCUUUCUAUAAAGAUGGCUCCCUCAUCACAGAGACUACAGGUCACAUGACCAUCCACCAUGUUGACAAGUCUGAUGAAGGCCUCUACAGCUGUGACAUCAGAGGUCAUGGAGAGUCUCCACCCAGCUGGAUCACUGUCACAGGAAAACCUACAACUUCAUCCGCUCCCACCUCUACAUUGGCUCCUCCCACCUCAGCCCCGCCCUCCGCCUCAGCCCCGCCCUCCGCCUCAGUCCCCCUCCAGGUUGUAUUCAGACUGCUCUACCACCUGGUGGUGUUCUGUCCAUACUUCAUCUCCACUGUCAUUAUGGUGUCUUUAUAUCGACAGAGACCCACAGGAAAUGACCGACCUGUCUCUAUCUCCGUGGCAACAGCACCACCCACCCAGGCUGAGCAGAGAUUGGCUGAGGACAGCAAUGAUAGCGAUGACGUCGUGGCAGUCACCACAGAGCAUCACUUCUGAGCUGAACAAUCUCUGGCAGAUUUACUUUUAUUUGGGAGGAACAAAUAUUAAAUAUAUUAGAAAACAUUGUCCGUGAUCCAUUUCCAUUUAUCUGUGGAGCUGUUUCCUGUAUCAGCCAGCAGGUGGCAGCACGUCAUAACCAGACUAUUACAGGAGCUUCAGCUGGUUCAACAGAUGACAGUCCAUCCAAACUAAACUAAAUGAAAAGCCAGAGAAAACUAUAACAGGGCAUCUGCAAGUCCACCAACUUAAAUUUAAGACUUUUAAAGCUGUUUUUUUGUUUUUCACUUUCACUUUAAGACCAGCAGGUAAAUCUGAAGGAAAUGAAAAGACAAAGUGCUUGGAUCUUAUAGGAUGUUAGUCCAGGUGGUUCACUAACACGAGGAAUAAAGUCGAGUUAUUGAUUCUGAAUAAUAUGUUAUUAAAGGUGACAAAUGACCUAAUUAGAAAAUAAAUAAUCGCUGCUCAGGAAACAUGGAGGCUGUCGCUUGUUUUUUUUAAUAAAACACUUCCUGCUUUUAAUGGUCAGUUUUGAAAUACCAGUCCAAACCAGAGUAAACCAUCCAGGGAAAUCCCCAACUUCUGCGGAAGUGACACACAACACUAGAAACAUCAUGUGACCUUCUUAAACCAAUCACCAACCAGUCAUAUCAUAGAGUCACAGCAUGAAGCAGUAGUUUUGUGAUGUAACUCCUGAAUGGGUUGCAUCAUUCAUUCAUCAGUACAAUCCAGUCAGAGAUAACAUGUAUGAUCUCUGUGUAACACCGCUCUCUAACAAUGUCUUGGAUUAAUUUCCAGUGACCACAUUGGAGUCACAGGUUAAAAAUGUUCUUUCUUUGUGCAGCAAACUGAAUAUUUUUCCAUCCAGAACAAUCUGGAAACAUACUUCAGAACAACAUUAUUUCUAAAAUAACAGGAUUUACAUUCUUUGGAUCAGGUGAUCCGAUGAAAUCAGGUGUUAAGUCACAGAGCUGGAGUCCACAGUCACAGUAAGGCACAGCACAGCAGAUAUGAAUCAUAUUUCCAGUAUGUGGAUUGCAAGUCCAGUCUGAUAAAAAAAAAAAAACAAUAACCACCUCCUUAUUCAGACUGAACUGAUGGGGGAAGUGUAACAGAGAGCAGCUUCAAACCACAAAUCCUCCACCCCAUAAAUGUUCUAUAUUUUCUUUUGUCCCUUAUUACAGGGACAGACCAAGGCUCAAUUUAUUUUCAUUUCUCACAUACACAGUUACAGUCCAGGAAGCUCUGAAUGGUGACUGAAUGGUUACAUCUGUUCUAUCAGCAGGAUGUUGGUGCAAAGUUGAUAAAAAACUGACACGCUGCCUGAUCUUGUGAACUGUUUUACAUCAGAUAUAGAAUGGCAUCUGAACUAUUAUUAAGUCAGCUAUGCCAAACAACUUCUGACGUCUGUGGUUCAUGUGGGACUGGUUCAGUAGGAUUCCAGGUGACAUCAGACGAGGGUGUUACCAUAAUUCCUCCCAGGGAGUGUCGUCAGGGUAAAGCACUUAUUCACAUCUAUGGAAAACGCACCGACCAUGUAUCCAGCAGAUGAAACAAAAACACAUUUUAUUUUAAUUUGUGGCAUCAUAAAUGUUUGAAACUAAUCAGAGCUCAGAGACGAUCGCCUCCCAGCAGAAAAAGCUACGAUAACAUGCACGCAACACCAAGAGAUUUAACAAUGGUUUUCAAUGUUUGCAUUUCAACAUUUUUCUGUUCACUUACAUUUGUUUAUUAUCUCAUUCUAGUUUUUCCUUUUUUCUAAGUCACUUCCUCCUUACUACCUCAGUGUUGUAACUGUAACAAAGCAGGCAUACAGGCAUUAAUAAAGCUUUUCUGAUUCUUAUUUUAUAUCUGUGUGUAUUUCAUUCUGGAGAUGUUUAUUUUGUGAGUUUACAUGAGUUCAGAAGUCAAAGCAACAAAGAAGAGUUUCUAACAGAGUAUUCUAUUUCACAUAAUUAUUUAUAAAUGAAUCAGCAAGUGAGUACAUUCAUUCAUUUGAAUGUAACAUACACGACAUUUCAUCAGCUGAUAGAACAUGAAGCACAGUGAUAGAUUUAACCAGGAAAUGAAACAGCAAAGUAAAGUAGGUGUUGUACAUAGUGAGGAUGUUUACUGUGAGGAACAUUUAGCUGACAAUACUCCAGUUAAAGCCUCCAGUUAUUUGACAGAGCCUCAUCAGUCACAAUCACGUAUGAGCAGAGUUUGUUUUCACGUUCAUCUGCUGAAGGGAAAGUUUUUCUCAAAUCCCAGUUUGACACCCGGAAACACCAGCAGGAGUUUUCACAUAUAAGGAAUUACAUUUUUUUUUUUUUUUUUUACAAGGAAACAUAUCAGAGACAUGCUCUUAUUGGCAGCAAACCAUUAUACACUCUAGUAGAGAGUGAGUCAGAUUUGCGACAGAGUUGAAGUGAAGUAAAAACACCUCUAACUCAAAAGGAGUUAUGGCCAGUCACUGCCUUAAAACACCCCAUUUCCACUCGCAGAAGACCCAAUAACAAUGAUCGACUGGCAAAGGAAAGGUAUAUGAAAACCUUCGGGGCAUAUUUGUCAGCUUCAGAUCCGAUCAACAUAGAACAGAUAAUGAAAGCUGUAAACACACCUGUCACCAACACACUGCUGUUAAACCAGAAACAACAUGGCUACACUGCGCCCUUCAGAAGAAAGAGUG